Melopsittacus undulatus (budgerigar) is the source of this 1226-nucleotide messenger RNA. RefSeq names its product centromere protein K (gene CENPK). Lineage: Eukaryota; Metazoa; Chordata; Aves; Psittaciformes; Psittaculidae. The record is from RefSeq and is a predicted model, not a curated record. The transcript has 10 exons. Gene Ontology annotation, cellular component: nucleus. Gene Ontology annotation, biological process: mitotic sister chromatid segregation; kinetochore assembly. Bases 75 to 941 code for a protein of 288 amino acids.
ACUUCAUACUACCCAGGGCAACGCUGCCUCCGCGGGGACGUCCGCUAAGGUUGAGCCUGCCACCUCGCACUGCGAUGAUGUUUCUUGGAGCUGGUUUCCUGAUCGUCAUCACAUUGUCUUUGGGUGAAAGUUUGCAAGAAAUCCCUGAUGACUCAGUUCAUUAUGCAGACGCCAAGGAAGAAAUCCUGGAUCAAUGUGAGAGUGUUUGGGAGCAGCUGGAAGAGUGUCAGAACAAGCUAAAGGUUCUAGAACCAAAACCACUGCCAAAAUCAAAUGCCAAGGGUUCCUUGUCUAUCAUGCACAUGAAAGCUUUGGCAGCAGAAUAUAAUCAGUGGCAAAAAAGACGUCCUGAAAUUAUUUCUACCAAUCCAGAUCUACUGUUGUCAUUAGGAAAAAAAGAGUUACAGAAAGUAAAGGAUGAUCUUGAAAAUGUGCUGGUAUUAGCUCAGUUAAAGGAUAAAAGCCUGGAAGAAGACCUGAAAAGAGAACAGCAGUGGUAUGAAGAACAGAAGCAGUUAAUAGAUACUCUUAGUAGAACUCAAGAAGAGACAAAAAAAAAAGUUGAACAAGUUUCCAAUAAAAGUAGUUUGGGUACUACAGCAUUUCAGGAACAGAAAAAGAAAAUCUUGCAACUAAAGGUAUAUAAGAAAAAAAUACUGACUGCUCUGGAGGAAUUCCUGGAAGAACAUUUUCCUCCUCCAGAGGAAGAUGGAAGAGCUGAAGGGAAGAAUUCUCAAGAAGAGCCAAUUGUAGAACUGAAAUCACUGCCAGAUAUAUUAGAGAUUCUUGUAAACAAAUUACUGCGCACACCACAUGAACCCUAUGUACCAAUCGAUGACUCAUUCUGGCCACCUUAUCUUGAGUUGCUGCUGCGACAUGGAAUUGCUCUGAGACAUCCGGAAAAUCCAAACAGAAUACGUCUAGAAGCCUUUCAUGAGUAGUGUGACCUACAUCUUUAUUUUUAAAUUAAACUGGUCCUACUUGGAGGCUGACAUAUGUAUGUUCUAUGAUGAUUUUUUUUAAUAUCAGUAACAGUUACCUUGUGAAUUAAUCCUAACCUGCUUUUCUGUAGCUCUCAUUGUAGUCCAUGCCUGCACAAAAUUUUGCUAAUUUGAAUUAAUAAUUAUAACCUUGGAGAAUAAAAUAUGCUUUCUAUCAUAUUUGUUUAUUGAUGUAGUAACUUCAAUGAUUUCUCAGUUCAUGGAAAAAUAAAGGGUUUAAUAAAA